UACGUAAUGGGGAAUAAAGUUAACUAAUACAUUCUGGUUUCUGCUUAAAUUGAUCUGUCAUAAGGCAGUGCAUGUGUGAGAGAAGCAAUAAAAGCCUAUGGGACUUUUCCUAGUAGUUUUUGGGAGAAAACUUUGGUGCAAUUGAAUUCAGACAUGAAGGUGUGCAUCAUUGGAGCGGGGGUCAUCGGCCUCUCCACCGCUCAGAGCAUCUACCAGCACUUUCACGGCAGGGUCACCCCUCUCAACAUAGAGGUGUAUGCUGAUAUCUUCACUCCACUCACCACCAGCGACGGGGCAGCUGGACUCUGGCAGCCGUAUCUGUAUGACAAGGGGAACGUGCAAGAAACUAAAUGGAACAAAGAGACAUUUGACUAUCUUCUAAGUUUCCUCAACUCUCCAGAAUCAGUGAAAAUGGGAAUCUUCCUCCAGUCUGGCUAUAACCUGUGCACUGAAACUGUACCAGACCCCUCAUUUAAAGAUGCUGUGUUGGGCUUUCGCCAGCUGACUAAGCGUGAACUGGAUGUGUUUCCGGGAUACAGCUAUGGAUGGUUCAACACCACUCUCAUGAUUGAAGGAAAGACAUACCUGCCAUGGCUUAUGGAUUGGUUAAAACAAAGAAAUGUCAAGUUUCAUCAGAGAAAGAUUGGUUCAUUUAAAGAGUUGGCAGAUAGUGGUGCUGAUGUUAUCAUCAACUGCUCUGGUGUCCGAUCAGGAGACCUACAGCCUGAUCCUGAGCUGCAGCCAGCCAGAGGCCAGAUCAUUAAGGUAGAUGCUCCCUGGAUAAAACACUGGAUCUCCACACAUAAUUUCUCAUCUAGAGGUAAUUCAACAUACAUCAUACCUGGGAGUCGUUUAGUCUCUGUGGGUGGAGUUUUCCAAGUAGGAAACUGGAAUCUGCAGAACAGUUCUGUUGACCAUAAAAGAAUCUGGGAAGAUGCCUGCAAGCUUGAGCCCAGUCUACAGCAUGCACGGAUAGUAGGGGACUGGACUGGUCUCAGGCCCGCACGCAGCAAAGUUAGACUGGAGAGAGAGACCAUACGAUCUGGACCACACAUGCUUGAGGUCAUCCAUAACUAUGGACAUGGAGGUUUUGGACUGACCAUCCAUCGUGGAUGUGCUGAGGAAGCUGCUCGACUCUUCGGACAGAUCCUGGAGCAGAAAAGCUUGCUAGCACUCUCUAAAUCACGUCUUUAAUAGAUCUGGGCUUCUGGACAGUAUUAUCCAUAAUCUCAUCAGACAUCAGAAAUAAUCUCAUAACCACUGUCAUGCUGAUUCCAAAAGAUAAUGGAUUCCAUGAGUUUAUAAAUCCUAAACUACUGUGAUGUAAAUGUUCAUAUAUUAAUUUUUUAUACUCUUUGAUAGAAUUUUAAAAUAAAAGAUCAUAACGGAUCUGAAUUGUCAACACUAUUCUGCUAAUAAAGAAUCAGAUGCCAUCA
Messenger RNA from Ctenopharyngodon idella (grass carp), 1436 nucleotides. RefSeq names its product D-amino-acid oxidase, tandem duplicate 3 (gene dao.3). The record is from RefSeq and is a predicted model, not a curated record. NCBI's taxonomy places the organism in Eukaryota, Metazoa, Chordata, Actinopteri, Cypriniformes, Xenocyprididae. The transcript is spliced from 11 exons. Gene Ontology annotation, molecular function: D-amino-acid oxidase activity; FAD binding. The coding region runs from base 154 to 1194 and encodes 346 amino acids.